CCCCAGCAGGUCAGGACUGGUGACAGCCUCCAUAUAUUUAAAGAGGGCUGGAGCCCUCCACACUCAGUUGAGCCCAACAGAGACCACACAGGGAGACUUGACCUUGGUCGGAGUCUUCAACAUGCCGAACUGGGGCGGAGGCGCGAAGUGUGGCGCCUGUGAGAAGACCGUCUAUCACGCGGAGGAGAUCCAGUGCAAUGGAAGGAGCUUCCACAAGACCUGUUUCCACUGCAUGGCCUGCAGGAAGGCUCUCGACAGCACGACAGUGGCGGCUCACGAGUCAGAGAUCUACUGCAAGGUGUGCUAUGGGCGCAGGUAUGGCCCUAAGGGCAUCGGGUACGGACAAGGCGCUGGCUGUCUCAGCACGGACACAGGCGAACACCUUGGCCUCCAGUUCCAACAGUCCCCAAAGCCGGCACGCUCAGCCACCACCAGCAACCCUUCUAAGUUCACCGCAAAGUUUGGAGAGUCAGAGAAGUGCCCUCGAUGUGGAAAGUCAGUCUACGCUGCCGAGAAGGUCAUGGGCGGUGGCAAGCCUUGGCACAAGACCUGUUUCCGCUGUGCCAUCUGUGGGAAGAGUCUGGAGUCCACGAAUGUCACUGACAAAGACGGGGAACUUUAUUGCAAAGUUUGCUAUGCCAAAAAUUUUGGCCCCACAGGUAUUGGGUUUGGAGGCCUGACACAACAAGUGGAAAAGAAAGAGUGAAAAAGGUGCACCAUUUCUCAGAAUCUUCACCAGCUGGAAAUAUUUGCCAGGUAGCCCUGCACAGACAGCAAUGUUUCCUCACAUGGCCUCUCCUUGGUAGCUGGACAGUGAGUCUCUUCAGAAGUGAUCAUGGUCUCUACCCACAGCUGGAAGAGGCCUUUGGAAGAAAAUGAUUUAACACUCAAUCUGUAGCAAAUGAUUUCUUAUUUACAAUGCUUGGGGUAGAAGAGGCAAUAAAUGAAUGUUUUAGUGGUAU
Carlito syrichta (Philippine tarsier) is the source of this 962-nucleotide messenger RNA. RefSeq names its product cysteine and glycine rich protein 3 (gene CSRP3). Gene Ontology annotation, molecular function: actinin binding; structural constituent of muscle. Gene Ontology annotation, biological process: sarcomere organization; muscle tissue development; cardiac muscle contraction. Gene Ontology annotation, cellular component: Z disc; nucleus; cytoplasm. NCBI's taxonomy places the organism in Eukaryota, Metazoa, Chordata, Mammalia, Primates, Tarsiidae. The transcript has 6 exons. The coding region runs from base 122 to 706 and encodes 194 amino acids. The record is from RefSeq and is a predicted model, not a curated record.